Molecule: messenger RNA, 4459 nt
Organism: Styela clava
Lineage: Eukaryota; Metazoa; Chordata; Ascidiacea; Stolidobranchia; Styelidae
Biological process (GO): G protein-coupled receptor signaling pathway
Cellular component (GO): membrane
Molecular function (GO): G protein-coupled receptor activity
Source: RefSeq, a predicted model, not a curated record
CAUCCAUAAAUGUAGGGCAGCAAAAUCACUAUCUAGCCCAAAGGCUUGAUGCUUGCCGGUCAUUUUGGCGAUGAAUGAAGAGAAUAUAAACGAUACAACCAAUCAAAAUAUUGGAAAAUUUGAGACGAAUUUCUCUUCUACGACCGUCGGUUACGGUAUUUUUUCUACAACGAAUUUUUCAGCAAAUGGAUCCUAUUAUCAGUCAAACGUCAAAGGUGACGGGGUAUCGUACGCCAAGAAAGAUUUUCCGUCAGAUGCAUUUCCGUCGGAUUGGGCAGUGAAACUAGGAUUUACUCUUGGUGUUGUAAUAUCUGUGCUCGGAAUUAUUGGAAAUUCUAUGACUAUUGGUGCUUACAGAAGAAAUAGAAAACUCCGUACAUCUUUCAACUUUUUGAUUACAAAUCUGUGUGCUCUCGACUUAUUUUUUUCAGCCGUGAUGAUACCAAUGCAUUUGCCGAUGGUGUUGUUGAAAAGGGAAUUGUACGCAUGCGAUAUAAUAGGAUACUUCUACUAUUCUUCAAUGUCGUCGUCCACUAUCAACCUUGUCUGCAUAGCGAUCAAUCGAUACGUCGGUAUUGUUUAUUCUAAAAGAUAUCGUCUCAUGUUCACAAGAGAAAGUGUUAAAUAUUGGUUGAUCGGAAUAUGGCUGUCUGCUCCAUUACUAUAUUUGCCUCUAGUAAUCGUCCCUACGAUAAGAUGGAGUGAUUCCAGCUUGCGCUGCGAACCCCUAUCAGAUCCAGACGUAGAAGAAUCGAUUCUUUACUACCGGGUUGUUCUUAACGUUAUACUUGAAUUUUUGCCAACAAUAGCACUCAUUAUAUUUUAUCGAGCAAUUCUGGAGAAAGUAAAGAAAUGUCGGAAGACAGUGGAACAUUAUCCAAUUACAAAUACACCAUCAAAUGCUCCAUCAGUUUUACCAUGCGCAGUAUGCUCCAACUCACGGUCAGAUUGCAAACACGAUUCAAACUCUCGGUUUCCCGGAUUCUCUUCACUGAGAAGAAAAACCUCAUCUUCCCCGAAAUGCGAAACUGUCAUAGCAGGAGAAAAGGGAGAUGUAACCGAAGGAAAAAAGGCAAUAAUAAUGGCAUAUCUUCAAGUACCAUCUACUUCAAUAUCUCCAAGAAAGAAUCCAUCUACUUUAUACAAAAGAUCUCCCCCUCAAACAAGAAUAAUGGUAAUGGAAGCUGCGGGAGGUUCCGACAUUAAUAAAGUAACGAUAUCCGGCACCACAUCGUCUCCAAAUCUUACUAAACAAAUACAGGAUUCUGUAGAUACACCGUCGCCUUCCAAUGUCAGUAUGAGAGGACGUCGGCUAGGUUGGUGCCAACAACGAUCGUUCAGUACUGGAGAUGAGGAAAUUGAGCCUGAACCUGGAAUGAUCGGUGAUGACAACAGUGAUUUACGGGAAAUGACAUCAUUUGAAUUGAAAUCUCCUGUGUUUUCAAAUGAACCAAAAACGAAAAAUAUAUUAGGUGGGUCCCACGUGGAUAAAGAUACAAAACUUGUCAAUGCUUCAUUCUGUCUGGGGAACGAUUCGUCCACACAAAAUUGUUCAUCUUCUAGCCGCUUUUUGUCACCAACAGUCAUUUGCGACGAUACUAUGGCUGCUAACUCAAUAAAUACUACGGCGCAAAUUGAAAUUACGAAGAUUCUGAGUGAGAGCGAAACUAACAACCCAGUUAGUAAAAGCGCGUUAGAAAUUCCACUCAGUCCAAGAUUGGAAAAACUGAUCACAUUUUCUGACUAUAAAGAAAAAUGUCGUUCUUUACCGGAUAAUAGAUUUCUUUCACCUAAUUUCAAUGAUUUAAAUAUGCGCUCUCAAACAAACUCCCCGUCUAUGCACAAUUCCACUUUUAGCAGCCAAACUAUCAGUAAAACAUCGCCGCCUAGUCCCGAUUGCAAAGAAGGUGGAUCAAGCACCUCUGUAGAUUCAGUACGACGAAAAACAAGAAUGUUAAAGCGCCAAAGCGUGGUUGAAGAUGACUCACAACUUCAAGUAAAUUUGUACGAGAAAAACGAAAUCAAGAGUGAAAAUUCCGUUCAAUUGAAUGUCAACUCGACAUCAUUGGAAAUCGCAUCUAAAACUCCAGAAACAAAAUUAAUAACUUCUUCAAAACUUCAGAUCACAUCAAUGACGACGCAUUUAGCUCGUCGUCCUUUUCCAUCGAAGGGAAAAGUUAAGGAGAUGUUGUCGCCUCCUGAAAUAUCCACUGCAUCUGAGCCUAUAGCUUUCUCUGAUGGUGUUGAGUCGCUAGUCGUCCCCACGCCGACAUCUAGCGGUGGUGUUAUUGGAGCAUCCUUAAACGAACCUAUCUCCGGAGAUGUCCGAAGAGCAAAAUACGCCUUUAAACCAGCUAGUUCGUCAUCUGAUAAAGGGUACGCCUCGCAAUUGGAACCUGGUUUUUCUGUGGAUACAGGGGUAAAAGAUCCCGUUAACUUCUCUUCCAAAUUAUUUGAUGCUCGACCUGAAUCACGUGACGAGGGGGUAGGUUUUGGCGUCAGAGAAACUGGAUUGUCAAAGCGUAUUUUGUACAGACGCGGUGCUAGCGACAGCGGUGGUAAACAGUGGUUCAAACACUUCCGCAAAAGUAAGAAUUGGUCAGUGACGAGUUUGAAGCAAUCUAAAUACAGAAUUCGGGGAUCAUCUGGAGCAAGAGGUGACACGAUGAUCAAAAUAGUUAUCGAUCAUGCCACGGAGGAAGUAACAGAAGAACAUUCUGCCAAGCAACAAUCACCUUGGCGUUCACAUAGUCCAGAAACCGUGCAAGAUGAAGGCAUUCUUUCUGCGAAAUCUGAACGUUCCGAAAAAGUAACACCAAACGCUACACCACAAAAACAAAAUUCCCAAAAUGCCGAAAAGGUAAAUAACGAAGAGAAAUCGGAAAACAGGAUUCAAAGGUGUUUCAGAAGUCUUUGGAAAAAGUUGUUACGUCAACACAGCUCGACGGAAAAACCAAAUGAUCAAAAUUAUUCCUUCCGGUGCCCAAUGGAUGAGAGCAACUGUGAUAUGGAACUUAGUAAUACUUUAUCGGACUGGCCACACGGUUGUGAUGAAGGCGUAGGAAGUAGCAAGGCUUCUUCUUUGACGAGCGCAAAAGGCGUAUCAAACGCAUCAAGCAUGUGGAGUGGUAUUGUAAAUUAUCCCACUUCGCCGAAAAUUUCGCACAAACCUAUGGUAAUGUUACCUAUACCAAGCUUCCCAAUUCAAAGCGCCAACAAAGAGCAAAAUGAUGAAGUUGGUUCUUCUGGAGUGGAGAAACGCAUGUGCUCUUCACCACCUUUGUAUAUAGACAGUGAUGAAGGACGUCGAAAGUUUUCAGAGGCAAACCCUAUUCAACGAGUGUCAACGUUUGAUUCCAUAGAAACGAAUAGCCGCCGAGGUAGUCCUGAUACUGACAUAAUUUCUCCUAAGGAGAACGAAGCUCUAUUAGCGAGACGACGAAAAAUGAAUGACUCUUCUCAAUUUUUGAGAGUAAAUAAUAUAUGCACAGAUGGCGAAUGCAACAUAUCUCUCUGUGAUUUGAAUAGUAUUGACUUAGGCAGAAGAUGGUCUGGUCAGAGUGAUGCUAUUUCAAUCUACAGCGGUAGAUCUCUAAAGGCACAAAAUCAAAAAAACAGCAGUAAAGUUAUACCAGCCCUAAAAUCUUCUACAUCAAUAGUGAGUGCCUGUAGUCAAACACGUUCAAGAAAGCAUUCCAAAAGUAGUAGCGGAUCACUGCACAGACGACGCAACAGCAGACGACCGACAAUUUAUGAACGAUUUUCGGGUAAGAAAGCGUCCAUUGUUUCUUCAUCGGCGGCUAGUAGCAGUAGCCGUUAUCGUCGCCGAGAGGCGGAAAGAAAACUUGCCUACAGCGGACUUUUCAUAUGCAUAGCAUUUGCUCUAUGUAUACUACCAUCGUCUAUAGUUGAUAUCAUACGUAAUUUAACUGUGAUUUACAUUCCGGCUAAUUUACAACUAGGCGUGGUUCUUCUAUCAUGGCUUCAUGUCGUGAUUAAUCCUAUAUUAUAUGGCUUUAUGAAUCCACAAUACAGGAAGGAAUAUAGAAAAAUUUAUAAAGAUGCUCGUAGAAGUUUGCGGAAACCAAGAGAUCGGAAAAGUGGUUUAAGUCAUGGAAAAUCUGCCCUUGUGAAAACAAUGAGGCAACAAACAUAUGAGCGGCCUGAUAAAGUUAAAUUACCAAUAAAAAUUGGUCGAAAAAGUACAUGACCUGUUCGAUAUAAUUAAGGCAUUUUAAUACAGCAAUUUUUACAGUCAGUAGCAUACUUUGUCAGCCUGUAUUUAAAAUCACAAACAAUGUCCCAGAUUCUGGUAAAGUAUUAUAUAUAUAUAGCUUAUAAUAUUGAUUGUUCCAAAAACAUUUUUUGAAGCUCUUUUGACUUUUAUUUUUUGUGGAUUAUUACGUGACGUUUUAUUUAAGUUUAUAUAAAAGUACUUACAUUAUGUGAUUGUAUUUGU